GAUCGAGUGAAGACGGAGGCUUGACCGAUUGUUAAUAGCGUCAUUGAAUUUGCUAUUUCUGUUGGAUAUCUUAUUUAUAAUACGCAACAUUCAUUAAAUACCUAGAGUAUUUAAUUGGUUACACCGUCGUGGAAUAAUUCGAUAAAUAAGUAUGAGGCGGAAGAGUGAAAGAAAUAAGGCGAAAGGUUCCCCUGAAAAGAAAGUGGAAAAACCAACAAGGAAAUCAACACGCAGACGUGGAAGGAAAUCUGCUUCAUCUUCUCCAGAUCGUGAUAAUACCGAGGAUAGCAGUACAUCAAGUAUCCCUCGUGCAAAGGAAAAUGAUACUGUACCAGUGAUAGAAGAAAAGUGCCCAGUUAAAGAGUUGGAGACAAUCGUUGAAGUACCGCAAGAUGCUGACCCAAUUGUUUCUUUUAUGGAAGUGGAAGAAACUGGAAAACCAUUGGAAGAAGAAGACGCAGGAUCCGUGUGGAAAGUAGCAAGAGCUGAUGCUUCUCCGGGAGAAAUACAGAAGUUAAAACUAUGCAGACAACGUAAUAUAUCAGAAGCAUCGGAUAAUUCGUUAAGUAGGAAAAAAUCAAACAAGUGGCCUGAAAGUGGUGAGGUAGUCGGGGAGGAGGCUGACUCUGCCGACGAGCAACCAACACCUUCAAAGAAGGUGGCAGGUUCUACGGGGCUGAACGAUCCCUCCUCCUUGCACCUAGGUCAGGACUCCAAUGAAGAGGUAAGUGAUAGCAAGGAGAUCCUGCCCAAAACUGCUUCGGCCGACUUGUCUGACGAUAAACCAAACAUAGAUCAGCAACCUGAUUCAAAAGAAGCAAGUUGUUCCAUCCAAAAUGCUGAUGACGAGAAGUCACCUAAAUCGAGUGGUACUACCGUUGCUCCUAGUUCAAAUGGAGCUGAAUCGAAGGAGUUGAUUGUUAGAGAAGAGAAGACGACAGAAGAUGAGGAAGUCACCAACGCGGAUGUCAAGAUGGAUUACAUUCCCAAAGAAUCAAGUAGUGAAGAAGAAAAGGACGAACAAUCGGAUUCAUCUUCUAAUUCAGCUGCUGGGUCUAGUGCCCAUAGUAAUUCAGGAGUAAAAACAUCGUCACGUGCCAGUCGUAGAAAACAUCGUAAUAAGUAUCGCGAAUCAUCUAAUUCGGAUACCGGUGAAUCUGAGGACGAACCUUCAGUUGCAAAAAAGGUACAAGAGUUAUAUUUUGAAGAAAAUAAACCAGAAGAAAAAGAAUCAAGUACAAACAGAAAUGAAUUUCCUUUACCUGAGCCAAGAUCAAAUUCUGUUCAGGAAAAUAACAUUGAAAUGGAAAUUGAACAACAUGAAAGCAAUAAAGAAACCUUGAAUAUUAUAAAUGAUAAACCAGAACAUGAUUUACUCACAAGUAAUCUGAUUUUGAAUCAAAAACCAGCAAAAGUUAACUUGAAAAGAUCAUUUACUACAAGGUUAUCUGCAGAUUUAACAGAUGUUACGAAGGAAGAAAUGACUGCAAAACUUGACAGUGAACAUGUACAAAACAAAGAAAAUAUUACUAACACUGAACAAUCGGAAGGAAAAUGCAUUAUGCGCAAACGGCGGUGGGGAACUGCUUUGCCCACUGAUGUUACUCCAGCAUUUUCUGUUUCAACAGAGUCUUUGAAGGUCUUAGUGCCAGGAGCAAAACCAUUAUCUAUUAAUGAAGUUCGAUUAUCAAAGGAUGAUGACGAAGAAAGGGAUCAACGUAAAGAUCGAGAAAAAAGUCGUUUAUCAGGAGACAGUGUUGGAGAAUAUAAACCAAAAGAUGAAGGCAUAUUGCAGAAAAACGAAGCAACAAGAAGAAAAAUUUCUAUUGUCAAAGAUGCUCCCCAUGUCAAGUCACCUAGUCCGCCUGCUAUUAAGCCUACAAACAUACUUCUCAUUAAAAACUUGGUUCGCCCAUUUACAUUAAAUCAGAUCAAAGAACUACUGUCACGCACGGGCACUAUUGUAGAAAAUGGUUUUUGGAUGGACAGAAUAAAAUCCAAAUGUUUUGUAGAGUAUUCCAAUGAAGAUCAAGCCUUUGAAACAAGACAAGCAUUGCAUGGUAUAUCAUGGCCAAUAUCAAAUCCUAAAAGGCUUCAAGUGGAAUAUGCUACAAAGGAUGACAUGGAAUUAGCUCGUGAAUUAUCUAAGGAUCAGCCUAUUCCACGUAAAACCGAACCACUUCUACCAUCAGAUCCUUGGCAUCACGACUGGGCACGCGACGAGAGGACUAAUUCUGCGCCUAAAGUCACGAUUGUGAGAGAAUGGGAUUUAGGUAAAGAAGAUGGUCCUUUACACGUUAAGGAGAAAGAGCGAGAGAAGAAAGAAAUGGACAAGAAAAGACGACAAAGAAGUCGUAGCCCACUCUUGGAAGCACAUUUGCCAGCGCCUGCUCGCAAAUUUAAGAAGAAAGAAGAUGAUCCACCGCCGGCCAAGCUUUUAGAUGAUCUCUUUAGAAAAACGAAAGCUGUACCCUGCAUAUAUUGGUUACCGCUCACGAAUGAACAAAUUGUGGUAAAAGAAGAAAUGCGAAGGCAGCAUAUGGCGGAACACGCUCGUCGAUUGGAGGAGAUGAGACGCGCAGAGAGGAACAGAGAUGGCCGCCGCCGUCGUAGUCCCCGAAAAUAAAGAAACAAUGCCUUAUCACCACUCGAUAAUUACCUUUUCGUUCCGAUCUAACAAAAAAAAAAACUGACUGACGGACCUACAGCAAUUAUGUUGUCCCGAAUUAAAGAAAAGGUCGACCUCUUCCGAGACCAACUAAUCUCUUCUUUUCACUAAUUAACGAUUAACUACAUUCGGUUAAUCUACGAACCGUGUUAAUGCUUCAUUGUUUUUAUGGUAUUUCUUUGAAGACAUUUUAUUUGUUAUUUGCCAUUUAGAAAAGUAUUUUCCCGCGCGAUUAAUUUCAUUUUGUCGGUAUUCCUUAUUCCGUUACAGUUCACGCAUGACCAAAGUCCUGACUUUCCUCGGUUCUUGAUUUCAGUAUUAAACCGUACUUCUUACAGGUCAACAUUUACUAUUCAUCGGUGGUGAUAAUGACUAAACAGAUUCAUAGUGGUACCAUAUGUGCCCUAUCGACGAUGGGAUAUAUUGUUUCUUGGAAUGUGGCUGCGAGGCUCAAUGAUCGACGUAAUAGAGUAAUACAUGCUCGACGACACAGCUCGUUCUCUUUCGAUGAGAAUAGCAACGUGGGAUUAGAAGACAAAACUUUCACGUUAUUCAUUACCCAAAUAGUGUUUAUACUUAAAGCAAAAAAAAAAUGAUAGUAAUUCGCAUUAAACACAUUUUAUAAUUCAAUUGACACCCUGCAAAAGUUAAAUGGCAACAGUAAUUACUGUCAUUUAAAGUGCAUAGAAGCGUCCUAAACGUUCGUAAAACUGACAUUUAUUAUUUCCAAGAUAUACUUAUAUCAUAUAAUGCGGCUAGAGCGUGUGGAUCUAUCAUAAAUCGGGCAACUCUACCCUGUACAAUGUGCGAUGCAAGCGCAAUAUCGUUUACUAUGAGAGCCCAUUGUACAUAUAAAUAUCUAAUAUUCCAAGCGUGUAAAAUUAUCAAUAAAAUAGAGGAUCCAAUAAGAAAUAAUCUGGUUUUCUCUCACGAAAAAUAGCUUUAGUAUUGUCAUAUAGCAAACAUGAAAAGCAUGUUCUUUUAUCUUGAUCUAAUAAAUAAGCGAUAUUAUAA
Orussus abietinus is the source of this 3682-nucleotide messenger RNA. RefSeq names its product apoptotic chromatin condensation inducer in the nucleus (gene Acn). The coding region runs from base 152 to 2626 and encodes 824 amino acids. The record is from RefSeq and is a predicted model, not a curated record. NCBI's taxonomy places the organism in Eukaryota, Metazoa, Arthropoda, Insecta, Hymenoptera, Orussidae. Gene Ontology annotation, molecular function: RNA binding. The transcript has 9 exons.